GGGCGGGCGGACUAAAGCCAUUUUGGGGACGGUGUCAGUUUCCAGAGCUCCAGCAAGCAGAGCCACACACAUACACGCUCGCAUACACACACACACACACAUACACACACACAUACACGGCGUCUUUCAAACCGCCCAACGAAGAGAGCAGAGAAAGCGGAGAGCCGAGCCAACGCAGCCGUUUACCGCGCAAAUUAAAGCUCCUUCGUCCAGAGCCGCGGCUUCAGCGGCUCCGCGGAUCGAGAAGAGAACAGAGCGGUGCGUUGGCUGCUCGGCUGGUCGGUGUUGGUGCGAAGCGGCGCAGCGAGGCUACAAUGGAGCUGCUGCGGUGGAGCCACUGCAACUGACAGCGUCUGCACUUCAUUCCAAGAUGGCCGCUUGGGUAGCAUUCAUUUUCUGCUGAUCGACUCUCAACUUUCAUUGUCUGCCACAAAAUAACCGCUGGACAGAAACCGUCGCGGAAUAAAGCAGGUUCUCAGGUUCAUAUGAAGAUGCAUCGAACAACGAGGAUCAAGAUCACGGAGUUGAACCCGCACCUGAUCUGCGUGCUGUGCGGAGGAUACUUCAUCGACGCCACCACCAUUGUAGAGUGUCUGCAUUCGUUCUGUAAAAUGUGCAUAGUGCGGUACCUGGAGACCAGCAAAUACUGUCCGAUCUGUGAUGUUCAAGUUCACAAAACAAAGCCGCUGCUGAAUAUCAGGUCAGAUAAAACUCUUCAAGACAUUGUGUACAAGCUGGUGCCUGGGCUCUUCAAAAAUGAAAUGAAAAGGAGAAGGGAUUUUUAUGCAGAGCAUCCAUCAGGUGACGCUGCUAAUGGAUCGAAUGAGGAUCGAGGCGAGGUGGCUGAUGAGGACAAGAGAAUUAUUGCUGAUGACGAGAUCAUCAGUCUUUCCAUUGAGUUUUUUGAUCAGAGCAGAUUUGAAAGUGGGAAUGGGGAAGACAAAGGAACUACAAAAGAGGCAAAUGUUAAGCGAUAUUUACAGUGCCCUGCUGCUAUGACAGUGAUGCAUCUCAGAAAAUUUCUCAGAAGUAAAAUGGAUAUUCCAUGUACCUUUCAAGUUGAGGUCAUGUAUGAAGAUGAGCCUCUGAAGGAUUACUACACGUUAAUGGAUAUUGCCUAUAUCUACACCUGGAGAAGGAACGGGCCCCUGCCACUGAAGUACCGAGUUCGUCCUGGCUGCAAGAAGAUGAAGCUGAACAGCCCGAGGGCCGGCGCCACCGGAGGCACAAAGCCCGAGACGGAGAGUGACUCCGGCAGCGACAAGCCCAGCAGUCCCUCCGCUUCUGUCCCUGCCCCUGCCCCCUCCACAUCCUCCUCCUCGUCCAGCCCGGCCGCUCCGGUCAAGACCCCACACGCGACCUUCCCCCACAUCUCCACAGUCAACGGAGUCUCCACCAAAGCCAGCCCUAACGGCCAAGCCCCCUUCAGCAGCAAACCCAGCAAAGGCUCCCUAAACGGCUCCAGCUCUCUGGGGUGA
Colossoma macropomum (tambaqui) is the source of this 1478-nucleotide messenger RNA. RefSeq names its product bmi1 polycomb ring finger oncogene 1b (gene bmi1b). Lineage: Eukaryota; Metazoa; Chordata; Actinopteri; Characiformes; Serrasalmidae. The transcript is spliced from 10 exons. Gene Ontology annotation, molecular function: promoter-specific chromatin binding. The record is from RefSeq and is a predicted model, not a curated record. Gene Ontology annotation, biological process: negative regulation of transcription by RNA polymerase II. Gene Ontology annotation, cellular component: PRC1 complex. Bases 486 to 1478 code for a protein of 330 amino acids.